AUGGAUAUCGCCGACCAAACCGUGCAGAAGAUCCAGAAAUUCGCACAGAGGCGCCAAGAAGCAGAACACGAAGCGGCAAAAGAACCUCUCAGUGAGACUGCAUUGCAUGUUUACACGCGACGUUUAGAUGCAACCUUGCAAGGGCUUCAAGAGCAAGUCAAACGCCAGCAGGAUGAAUUGAACAAGCUGCGGGAGCUCAGUUCCCUUGAUUUAACAGAAACGGGUACCGAUUCCUGGGCCCGUAUUUCCCAAGCCCGACGGGCCAGGAAAGCCUACGACUCGCUUCUUAAGUCCGACGAUGAGCUCCCAGCAACAGAUUCGGUGCUGCCAUCACUUAUAGCCAUAGAAGAAACCGCACGUCUUGUUCAAGAAAACAAGGUCUCUGUCACAAUGACUGCCGAACAGCUGUCUGUAGACCGCGAGCGCCUGCGGGUUGAAGAGGCUAAUCUACGCGACUCUCAAUCGAUCGCAAGCGGACUGCGAGAGCGAAUUCAAAGAAUCCGCAAUGCAAACACGAGAAAGGAAGAGCAGACUCCAUCACAGGUGGCACGCGAGCAGCUUACCCUGCAGAAAGAGCAAAAUAAAGAACUGGACCGCACGUCUGCAAACCUCAAGGUCUCGUUGGAUACGUUCAUCGAUGAGACUCUUGCUCCAAUGCUUGCUGCCGAGGAUCUGGGCGGCCCGACUGUAGGCGAUGCUUUUGAGGUGUCAGAUGCUACGCUAAAGGCAGGUUAUACGGCACACGGCAAGCCCAAGAAGCAGAAAGAGCCGACAGAAACGGAGGAUGGAUCACAGCGGCGGAUUGAUAAGUUCAUGAAACGGAACGCGGAUGAGGCUCCCACAAACAAAAGGGAGGCAGUUGCGAAGGAGAUGCAUGGUCUUCUCGACGCUAUGUUGGAGGCUAACACCUAUAUCGAUUUGGAGCGCGACUCGGCGUCUUCAAGAUUCCUUGUGAGAGCCAAGGUCGCGCAGUUUCACCCUCGAGAUGCACGGCGACUUCGAUUGAUUGAUUUUGGUCGCUCACUGGGGAAUUGA
Penicillium roqueforti is the source of this 1035-nucleotide messenger RNA. RefSeq lists its product as uncharacterized. Gene Ontology annotation, cellular component: nucleus. The coding region runs from base 1 to 1035 and encodes 344 amino acids. Gene Ontology annotation, biological process: mitotic sister chromatid segregation; kinetochore assembly. The transcript has 2 exons. The record is from RefSeq and is a predicted model, not a curated record. NCBI's taxonomy places the organism in Eukaryota, Fungi, Ascomycota, Eurotiomycetes, Eurotiales, Aspergillaceae.